This is a messenger RNA of Anguilla rostrata (American eel), 1128 nucleotides long. Its product is annotated as basic salivary proline-rich protein 4-like. The transcript is spliced from 7 exons. Bases 1 to 1128 code for a protein of 375 amino acids. Lineage: Eukaryota; Metazoa; Chordata; Actinopteri; Anguilliformes; Anguillidae. The record is from RefSeq and is a predicted model, not a curated record.
AUGGUCUUUGUUGUUGUUGGUUGGCUCAUGGGGGAGAUGCUGGAUGUUGAGAGGUCUGGCCUUGCUGGUAGAAGGGUGUGGAGUGGUGCCAUUGAUGGCAAACGUGAUCAUAGCAGCACCGUAAGUCUGUUCUUCAACUACAAGAAGAUAUUCUCCAUUGUUCUUCUUGCACUGGUAGAUGCUGAGUACCGCUUCAAAUUUGUCCAGGUGGGGGACUUCGGAAGAGCAAGCGAUGGUGGAGUGUACUCUAGCUCUGCGCUCAGAAGAGGUAUGGAGGCCAAAACUUUGGAUGUGCCUGCAGACAGCCCUUUACCAGGGUCGGGUGUACAGGGUCCCAUGUCAUACACCAUGGGUCCGGCCCGCGGGGGUCCCGCCGGUCCCGUCCGGCUGCCCAGCCGGGUUCCCUACAGCUGUGAGCCCCCAGAGCCGCCUCGAGCCCCGGAGAGGCCCCCAGAGCCGCCUCGAGCCCACGGAGCGAGGCCCCCAGAGCCGCCUCGAGCCCCGGAGAGGCCCCCAGAGCCGCCUCGAGCCCCGGAGAGGCCCCCAGAGCCGCCUCGAGCCCCGGAGAGGCCCCCAGCCGCCUCAGCCCGGAGGCCCCAGACCGCCUCCAGCCCCGGAGGCCUCGCCUGCUCUGACCCUUCCGUGGAGGCCGCCUGCUACACUCAAUCCCCCCCUGGUUUCCUGAGUCCCUGUGUCGCCCGAGUGCGAGCCCUGAAUUUCCCUGUGUCGCCCGGAGUGCGAGCCCUGAAUUUCCCCGUGUCGCCCGGAGUGCGGGCCCUGAAUUUCCCCGUAUGCCAUCGGGGUGGUGGGAGCUUCAACCACCCAGUGCCCGGGGCGGGCGGUCGCGGAGGCGCCGUGGUCGGGCUGCCUCCCGGUCGGCCAGACCUCCAGCUGAUCAGCCGGCGGAUCCUGACCCUUUUGAGGGGUCUCGGCUUGCAAUCUUCCCAGGGUCCGGCCCGCGGGGGUCCCGCCGGUCCCGUCCGGCUGCCCAGCCGGGUUCCCUACAGCUGUGCCGUCCAGAGCUCCGGAGAGGCCUCCAGAGCCGUCCAGAGCCCCGGAGAGGACAACGGUCCCAUGUGUUGUCCCGCUGGGGCCGCCGCAGACUGCUCUGGCCGCCCCGCAGGCUAA